Messenger RNA from Ixodes scapularis (black-legged tick), 3567 nucleotides. RefSeq names its product ecdysone-induced protein 74EF. Gene Ontology annotation, molecular function: sequence-specific DNA binding; DNA-binding transcription factor activity, RNA polymerase II-specific. Gene Ontology annotation, biological process: regulation of transcription by RNA polymerase II; cell differentiation. NCBI's taxonomy places the organism in Eukaryota, Metazoa, Arthropoda, Arachnida, Ixodida, Ixodidae. The record is from RefSeq and is a predicted model, not a curated record. Gene Ontology annotation, cellular component: nucleus. The coding region runs from base 475 to 2205 and encodes 576 amino acids. The transcript has 11 exons.
GCAAUCGACAAACAGCAGGGCGGUAGGACUGUAGGACCGUGCCAACCGUGCUAGGAGCCGGUGUGCGUGCGUUUCGGUCGGUGUGAACUGGAAGGGCCGUAACAGCGGUUACGCGCGGAGUGUCAUUGGAACCCUUCGUUUGGAGUGCGACCGGGGCUCCUUAUCAGUGUGUAACGAAGCUCAGCGGCGAGCGCCAACCUUUUGACGGGGUGCAAUAACCCGCCAUUGAGCUGACUAUGCCCGCGAACGGCAGCGGCGCCUUUGCAAGUUGUGCCUCAGCAGCGGCCCGGGCGCCGCUCGUGACGUCACGUGACAGCGGAGACGCCGCACAGCUCUGUGAUGUCGCUAUUCCGAGGUGGUGGGACAUUCUACUGACGACUGACUGUGUCUGAAGAGGAGGGAUCGCUUCGGCCUGCUUUUCCGUGGUGAGCGAAGAGGAGAGAGCGAGGGAGGACAGGCCACAGCGGCGCUGCGAUGCCGUUCAUCGAGGAUGACCUCCUGUGGUGUCCCAACACGGACGGCAAGAUGGUCGAUCUCUCCUGUCUGGACAGCGGUCCCAACGUGAUGGUGGAACCCCAGCCGGACGUCUUGACCGAAUUGACCCACACGGACCUGCACGGCCUGGGCAUCGACGAGGAGGAAGAGAUCCUGCGGCAGCUGGCGGACCCCGCCUUCGAGAUUGACGCCAUCUUUGCGGAUCUCGACCCCCGGCUCGAGCCCCACGGGGCCCAGGCGGUCGCCGUGGGGAUGGUCCCGGGGGACGACCAGGCGCAGAGCGCAUGCCGCAAGCGCCGUCGCCGCCGCAGUGAGGAGCCGCCACCUGGCUGCAGCGGGCUCCAGCCAUUCCACCAGGUGACGGUGAAGAUAGAGCCGGGGACCAACGAAAUGUCGUCGUGCAUCAAGAUGGAGGGCUCACAGUCGUCCUGCUCCGCUCACCUUCCAGACAGCACCGUGGAGAUUGUCGGCGGCACCAGCCUCACCCAGCUCAGCCCAUUGGACACGAGUCCCCAGGACGUUCGUCCGAGCCUGCUGUCGCGGUGCGAGCGGACGCUGCAGCGCUGCAGCCCCAACCGGGACUCCAAGACGCUGCUGCAGAACAUCCUGCAGCACCAGCACCCGACCUACUCGGCGCUGUCGAGCCUCUGCAACCCGGCCGUCACGUGCAGCAGCUCAGACGAGGUGGCUUUGUACGUGAGGAACUGGCGGUCUGAGGGUGGUGUGCCCCUUCGGUGCGCAGGUUCGCUUCCCCCGAGCCCCGCCGACAGCGGCGUCUCCGACGUCGACAGCAGCAGCGGCACCCUCAGCAACGACGAGUCCAAGGCGCGGUUACAAAGCACGCCGGUACCACCUCCCCUGACCCCCGAAUCUCCAAGCCCGAGUGGACUGGGCUACAUCCCCCCUUACUGCCAGACUGGAGUGGCGCCCCAUGCACCGCAACACUACACCAACAGGCCGCCCACAUAUGCGGAGCUGCAGCACCUGUACCCCCCGCAAGCGCACUACCGGCCGGCGGGGCCGCUGGGCACAGGGCCACUGCUGCCCCACGGGGCAGCCUACCUGGAGCCCCCCGCCCUCAAGAGCCCCGUGGGGCACCUGGCCUACCCCGUGCCGGUGUCCGGCCACUCCCCGGCGGGGCUGCCCCUGGCCCUGACGCAGCGCCACCCGAGCGGCGGCGUGGCAGGGGCCGCUCUGCUCCACCCGUCUGGCAUCCCCACGUCGGUGAUCACGGCGGCAGCGCACGCAAACGGGGAGGACAUGGGCUACUUCGUCGAGGACCUCUCCUUUCAGCCUCCCAUCAAGAAGAAAGGUCGCAAGCCCAAGGCCCUGCUGGGCGAGGGCCCCCCUGGGGGGCCCGGCCUGGGCGGCUCGGCAUCCCUCAAGCAGCAGCGCAAGAGCCGCGAGGGCUCGACGACCUAUUUGUGGGAGUUCCUGCUCAAGCUUCUGCAGGAUCGAGACUACUGCCCCCGCUACAUCAAGUGGACGCACCGAGAGAAGGGUGUCUUCAAGCUGGUCGACUCCAAGGCUGUCUCCCGCCUCUGGGGCCUGCAUAAGAACAAGCCCGACAUGAACUACGAGACCAUGGGAAGGGCCCUCAGGUACUACUACCAGCGCGGCAUCCUCGCCAAGGUGGACGGACAGCGCUUGGUCUACCAGUUUGUCGAUGUACCCAAAGACAUCGUCGAGAUCGACUGUUCGGGGGCGUGACACGGUUCCCGGCGCGGUUCCCGGCAACCCCCGGGACCCUCUUCGUUGUGUCUGUGAUGAGGACGGAAGGACUUGCGAGAGACGACGCGCACAACUGCCGCCCACGCCGCCGGCGUUGCCGUGGAAGAAGAAACGCCGCAUGGCGCCGACGACCCAGUGCGCGCGUCUCUAUUUAUUUAGUCCGGAUUGAAUCCGGCGAUCACCCCCCACGCCAGAUCCGUCGGGAUCAAGGCGCCGGACGGAAUGUACCUGUGCCGUGUCUGGGACAGAGUACCCUGCUUGUGUCUGGGGACAGGAGUGACACGUGGCCCGGCGUGGAACGACGUGUGCUUCGCGUACGUUCAUAUUAUAGAUAUUAUAGAGCUAUUACGGAGAUGAAGGAGAGAGAAAGAGAUGCUAUAUUAAAAGAUAUCUUACAAGUUAUACGCAGAUGUAAACAGCCGUAUGUACCCGAGUUUGGAGGGGACGAAGCGUUGCGCGGGCACGGACGCGUUGGCGGUGCUUUUUUUGGGGGUUGACGGUCGUGGUUUGCGGGGUCUGCUGGGCAGCCACGGCUUCCGUGUCGCGCGAGAGCGCCGUCGCGGAGCACAACUUCCGCAGAGCCGUUGCGAGUCCCGGGAAUCGAGUAAACUCCUCAAUUGGACGGGAAGGGUCCGCGUUUCUACCUCAUCAAAAUUUCCGUUUGCACCUGAGAAACCGACGAAACUUACCAGGAGUGUGAAUUGUGAGGGGGGGGGGGGGGUCGGUUUCCGAUUGGUCGAGACGUCGGGCUCGUGCCGGAAGCUGUGGCUGGCGGGGGAAAUGGACAACUGUCACAAGAGUGCCUGGGGCGACGCGAUGGGUGUGAACGGGACGAGGAAAACAGGAUGCGGAUCACAAAGCAACGCGGAAGUGUCGCGGCGGUUGCGCUUUUUGCGCGUCAAGGGAGACGGUUGCGGAGCGCAGACAUAGUCUCAUAGAAAAAUGAUGUCCCCGUGAUCAAGUGUGGUGCCCGUUUGCUUCUUCUUUCGUUUUGUCUUCUGUGAUGCCCGCUCCUUGCGUUCGGCGUGCCUCGAUCGCAUGGCGACGCCAACAGUUCACGGCCAUUCGAGUUCCCCAAAUGUCCGAAUAGGUAGUGAAACAUCUGUCAUCAAAGAGGAAAGAAAACUGGAGAUUAGAAAAACAACCAAAAGAGCGUCAUUUCGAUCGACCGAGGCUCGUCGAACAACGGGAACGUUUUUCGUCAUCUGAAGCUGAAAAAAAAACACCGUUACAUGCCGUCCCCGAUUGCUGGAUACAAUCCGUGGUUUUUCUUCUCGAGACGACGGAACAGCGAAGAAGUGAAGCAUGAAAAGUGCCGCCGAAAAAGUGCUUCUGGAAGUU